CAGGAAACCGGGUUAGUGCAAGCAGGAAAUCGGGUUAGUGCAAGCAGGAAAUCGGGUUAGUGUAAGAAUCGUUAUGACGCCGUUGAAUUAUUUUUAAGUUUCUCGUCUCGAAGAUUUCGGAAUGGCAAUAGCAAGAAAUUUAGAGAAUGUCUUUAGGGUUAUUCCAAACGUAAUCAAAAGCCAACCAAUUAGAUGGACAUCAGUGGCCAGUAGUGCCAACAAAGAUGAGGUGAAACCAUUUGAAGAGAUCCCAGGUCCUAAAGGACUUUACAAUGUGCCCUUCAUCGGAUCAGUCUUUCACUUCAAUCCGUUCGGAAACUUUACACCGCAAACGUUACAUAAGCUCAUUGACAGCUUACACGAAAAGUAUGGGCCUGUGGUUCGAGUCCAGCUUGGAAGGAAAUGUGUCUUGUUGGAGGAUAUAAAAGACAUUGAGACGGUCUUCAGAAAUGAUGGCAACUAUCCCAUGAAACCUGGGCUGGAUAUUUUUACAAUUGUUUAUGAAAGAAAUGGAUUCAAAAAAGCUCUAAACCAAGUUCAUGGAGAAGAAUGGUAUGCCCUUAGGACGCCGGCUAACAAAAAACUAAUGAAAGCUGACUCGGCCUAUCAUUACCUGGUCCCACAGAACGCCGUAGCUGAUGAUUUUGUCAACAUUUUGGCCACACAAAAUUUAACACCGGAGGAAAUGAAAGAUCUUUUUUUUCGCUAUACUUCUGAGAGUAUAGCCUUGGUGACAUUUAACACUAGACUGGGGUUCCUGGAUUACUCUGCAGAUCAAGAAGCAUCAGAGUUUCUUGAAGCCACUAAAAGAUUUUUCGACAUCAUCGCUGCUACUCUCAGCGGAAAAAAUGUCUCAUAUAAAUGGUACAAAAGCAAGGUCUAUCUUGAUAUGGAGAAAGCUAUUUUUGCCAUUCGAAAAAAUUCUCAAAAACAUGCUUUAAAAGCACGAGAAAUAAUUGAACAACAAAAGAAAGAUGGAACGUUAAACCCAGAAGAACCAAACUUACUUCUAUCCCUUGUAUCAGAAAAAGGACUACAAGAUGAAGACGUCAGUAAUUUACUGGACUCACUUUAUAUGGCUGGUACUGACUCUACAGCAAAGAACCUGCAAGUUUUCUUCUACAACUUGGCUAAAAACCCAGACAAACAGGAAAUUCUUAGAAAAGAAAUUCUGGAAGCUGUUGGAGAAUCCGGUGUUGUGGAUGUUAAAGCCCUGUCAAAGAUGUCUUACUUAAAAUACUGUCUUAAGGAAUCUUUCAGACUGAACUACCCAACCGUGGUGGGUGUUUCGAGAAUUCUGACCAAAGAUAUCGUUGCUAGCGGCUACAACAUUCCCGCUGGGACGGUAGUGAUACUCGGCAACCAAAGAGCCUCCAAAAAAUGCUUUGAAGACCCAGACAAGUUUAUCCCAGAGAGAUGGAUGAGAGCAGACGAUGGUCGUAAACAGGACAACACAAACAGCAUGGCGGUUUUACCGUUUGGUCACGGACCGCGUAACUGCAUUGGCAGACGUUUUGCUGUUCAGGAAAUUUAUCUGGCCACAUCUAAAGUUCUCCAGAAGCUGAAGAUAGAAGUAGAACCGGAAUCCUGGAAUACAGACUUUAUCUACACGACAUUCGUUGACACGGAGAAACCAAUCAGAUUUAAGUUUACAAAGAUUGAGUAGGUUGGAUUGUGCAAAAGCAUAAUUUACUUAAACCUUAAGGUUUUAGAAAAUUAUUGUUUUUGAAAUUGAAAAAAAAGAAAAUAGUUAGUCUUAGGCGCUUGUUGUUGCUAAUUUUUAAACACAAAUU
Messenger RNA from Physella acuta, 1793 nucleotides. RefSeq names its product putative cytochrome P450 12a5, mitochondrial. Gene Ontology annotation, molecular function: iron ion binding; monooxygenase activity; heme binding. Lineage: Eukaryota; Metazoa; Mollusca; Gastropoda; Physidae. The record is from RefSeq and is a predicted model, not a curated record.